UCCUUAUUCAAAAAGAAGCAUUCUUUCGGCUUGUGACCGGGAUUAAACCAUUUGAACUGUAUUAUUGGCUAAUGUUAAUUAUUGUGAAAUUGUUCAAGCUCAACAGUAAAAAAUCGUAAAUUUAUUCUGACAGUUCUUUCAUUUCGAGUGUGGUAGUAUUGUAAUAGAUUCUCUUUUCGACUCUCAGCCAGCAAUUAGCUCAGCACACAUUAAAAGUGCAUUUCGGCCGCUAGUUGGGUUCGCUCGUCCCGUUUCGAAGGAAGUGUUUUUUCGUGUUCGGAACGCACGAAAUUGGUGGAUCCUCCUAAACUGUGCAGUGUUCAGAAGUUUCUUGUUCUUCCUGUCUUUCAGCUACUCGGAACACAGUGAAAAACAUUGCUUAUGUGAUUAGGAGUGUCUGUGCCAGUUUUUCCAAACAAAUAUCUUAACUUUUGGGCAGGACUAAUGGCCCUAGGAACAGAGGAAUCGGCACCGAUUUUGACUGCGGCCAAAAGUGCACCUCCCGCUAGCAGCACGGAAUCGAAGAAAAAAGGCAAUGGCAAAAAGCAAAAGAAAGAUAAGGAAUCGACACCUCCGGUCACGGUGAAUGGAAAGACGAAGGAAGCGCUAGUCAACGGCCAUGGUGCAACUGAGAACGGUCUAAACGGACACGUUUCUGAAUCGGAACAGAAUAGCAAAGACAGUGCCAGUAGCGGUGAGAAGAAGAAACCCGAUUCUGAUGUGAUGGACAUUAUUCAGGAUACUGGAUUUACGGUACAGAUUCUCUCGCCGGGAGUAGAAUCUUUAUCGAUUCAGGUAUCCAGCAUGGAAUUGGUACAGGAGAUCCAUCAAUUAUUGAUGGACCGAGAAGAUACCUGCCAUCGGACUUGUUUUUCACUACAAUUGGAUGGAGUUACGCUGGACAAUUUUGCCGAAUUAAAAAAUAUUGAGGGAUUGAAAGAUGGAUCAGUUAUCAAGGUUGUGGAAGAGCCCUAUACUAUGCGUGAGGCAAGAAUUCACGUGCGUCAUGUACGAGAUUUAUUGAAAUCGAUGGAUCCAGCAGAUGCAUACAAUGGAGUGGAUUGUAGUUCCUUGACAUUUCUACAUACUCUUACGCAAGGCGAUAUAUUGGAAAAGAAAAAGGGACGUUCGGACAGUGUGGAUUGUACUCCACCCGAGCAUAUCAUGCCAGGGGCAAAGGAAAGGCCGCUACUUCCUCUGCAACCGGGCGUAGGCAGAAAGGGACCACAACCGCUGAAGGUGCUAACCACAUCCGCUUGGAAUCCUCCACCUGGUCCAAGGAAGCUACACGGGGAUUUGAUGUACCUUUAUGUAGCAACGAUGGAGGAUAAGCGGUUCCACAUUUCAGCAUGCCCUCGUGGAUUCUUUAUUAAUCAAUCCACGGAUGACACUUUCGAUCCUCGUCCAAGCAAUCCCAGCUAUCUGUGCCACUCGUUGAUCGAUAUGCUGUCGCAGAUAUCACCCACGUUCCGGCGUUGUUUUGCGCAGAUGCAAAAAAAGCGAACUCAACGACACCCCUUUGAGCGAGUCGCGACUCCAUAUCAGAUCUACACAUGGUCAGCUCCAGCCCUGGAGCACACGAUCGAUGCCAUUCGGGCCGAGGAUACAUUCUCUUCUAAGUUAGGUUAUGAGGAACAUAUUCCUGGCCAAACCAGAGACUGGAAUGAGGAACUUCAAACGACGCGGGAACUACCUAGGGAAACCCUACCUGAGCGAUUGUUACGUGAGCGUGCCAUAUUUAAGGUUCAUAGUGAUUUUGUUACAGCGGCUACUCGCGGUGCGAUGGCCGUCAUCGAUGGGAAUGUGAUGGCAAUCAAUCCCGGAGAAGACGCAAAAAUGCAGAUGUUCAUUUGGAAUAAUAUUUUCUUUUCACUUGGGUUCGAUGUUCGAGAUCACUACAAAGAGCUAGGCGGGGAUGCUGCGGCUUUUGUUGCUCCGAGAAAUGAUUUACAUGGAGUUCGUGUUUACUCGGCGGUCGAUGUCGAAGGCCUGUAUACAUUAGGAACGGUUGUUAUAGACUAUCGAGGGUAUCGUGUCACCGCUCAAUCGAUUAUACCUGGUAUCUUGGAGCGUGAACAGGAGCAAUCCGUUGUGUAUGGCUCUAUAGAUUUUGGAAAGACUGUGUUAUCGCAUGAAAAGUAUUUGGAAUUGCUGAACAAUGCUGGGAAGCAUCUAAAAAUACUGCCACACAGUGUCUUAAAUGAUAAAGACGAAGAAAUUAAGUUGUGUUCCUCGGUUGAGUGUAAGGGUAUUAUUGGAAAUGACGGUCGACAUUAUAUUCUGGAUUUGUUGCGUACUUUCCCGCCAGAUGUAAAUUUUCUAAAAUUAGACGAGGAGCUGAGUGCAGAUAGUAAGGCGCUUGGAUUCCCGAUCGAACACAAACACAAACUGAGCUGUCUGCGACAGGAGCUAUUGGACGCCUUUGUUGAGAGUCGCUAUUUGAUGUUUAUCAAACACGCCGCCUUUCAACUACAGCAAUUGAAUACGGCUAAGCGUCAGCAAAAAGACGUAAAGGAGGACGAAAAUAAGGAAGAUACUAAGGCGAUUGAGCAUGUGUCAGCUAAGGAAGAUACCCAAACUACAGUAGAAUCCAAUAAUAACAAUUCGAAAGAAGAGACGAAGAAGGAAAUAUCAGUUGAAACUCUAAAAGAAAAACCCACUGGAUUGCCGAAGGUAGAAACAGAAGAAGCCAAAAAAUUAAUGGAAACGCUUUUGUCUAGCGAUGAGAAGAACGAAAGCAAAGAAGUGGUCAAACGGGCUUGCGAAGCAGUUGGUUCACUUAAGGAGUAUGAGUUUGACAUCCGCUACAAUCCAGACGUGUACUCACCGGGAAUAAAACACGUAGAUAAUCCGAGUGCCGCUAACUCGCUAAAGAAACAGAAGCAACUCGUCAAGGACGCCGCGGAGUUUCUCGUAAAACACCAAAUCCCCAGCUUUGUUCAUGACUGUUUGGACCACACUGCAGCUCCAAUGGACGGCACGACGCUGACAGAGACUCUGCAUAGUCGCGGUAUUAACGUUCGUUAUCUGGGAAAAGUGGCCAAUCUGCUGGCAAAAAUCAAGCAGCUCGAAUACCUCCACACGAUUGCCGUUUCGGAGUUAAUUAUUCGUGCCGCCAAACACAUUUUCAUCACUUACAUGCAGAGCACCGAAAUGAUGAGUAUGGCUUCGGCCAUUAGCCAUUUCUUAAACUGCUUCUUAACCUCGACCACCGCAGUGUUUCACGCUUCCGAAUCAGAUCCACUAACAAAAUCCGGUUCGAAUAGCAAGCAGCAACGUCGACAGAAUAAGCGGUCCACUGGUGGCAAGGGAGGCAAAUCCUCAUUCCAGUGCACACAAGACAAUAACGAUUGGCAACAGCUGACCCCGAAAUCCCUUUGGACACAAAUUCAGCAGGAGCUCAAAUCCUACUGGGACUACGACCUGCUCCCGGUCAACUCACACGAUUCUUCUGAUCCGAUAGUUGCACAUUAUCGGUUGCAAAAGAUUAGUCUGCUGCGUGCAUUUUGUCUUAAGACUGGCGUUCAAAUUCUUCUUCGCGAGUACAACUUCGAGAUGAAGAACAAACCGACUUUUGGUGAGAACGAUAUCGUCAAUGUUUUUCCGGUGGUGAAGCAUAUUAAUCCGCGGGCAUCGGAUGCGUAUAAUUUCUACACCACCGGGCAAACCAAAAUACAGCAGGGUUACUUCAAGGACGGAUACGAUCUCAUCAGUGAGGCACUGAAUCUGUUGAAUAAUGUUUACGGAGCAAUGCAUCCGGAAAAUGCUCAGUGCUUGAGAAUGUUAGCUCGACUCAGCUACAUUAUGGGUGAUCCUCAAGAAGCACUAGCCAUUCAGCAGCGGGCGGUACUAAUGAGCGAACGGGUGAAUGGCAUUGACCAUCCUUACACAAUCGCUGAAUAUGCUCCUCUCGCAUUGUACUGUUUUGCCAACAGUCAGAUCAGUACUGCCCUCAAACUGUUGUACCGUGCCAGAUAUCUCGCCACGAUCGUGUGCGGAGAGAAUCACCCUGACAUCGCCAUGCUGGAUAGUAACAUCAGUUUGAUUCUUCACGCUGUUGGAGAGUACGAACUGUCGCUGCGCUUCCUUGAGCAUGCUUUGGCACUGAAUAUUAAGUACUACGGCGAAAAAUCACUCAAAGUAGCCGUUAGUUACCAUCUGGUAGCACGAACCCAGAGCUGUAUGGGUGAUUUCCGGUCGGCGUUGAACAACGAGAAGGAAACAUACGCUAUCUACAAACAACAGCUGGGUGAGACCCACGAGAAGACACAGGAAUCAUCCGAGUGUCUGCGUCAUCUGACUCAACAGGCGGUUGUGUUGCAGAAAAAGAUGAACGACAUCUACUCCAACGGCAAGCUUACUAGCGGUCUACCGCCAAUUCACAUUCAACCACCCUCGAUGGGCUCGGUGCUUGACAUGUUAAAUGCAAUCAACGGUAUUAUCUUCGUACAAAUUAGCUCCAAAGAGAUUGCCAACCUGAAGAACGAAAUCGAGAAACGACAGAAGGACGGUGGCGUCCCAGAGUCAACUGUCGUGCAAGCUAACAAAGAGGACGUAGAUCGAAUGCUGACCGAUACAAUGGCUAAGACUGCUGCCGGGAUUCCGUUCGAGGAACAUGACAAGCACGAUGUGCCUGUCAUUUCCGAAUCUGGUGGUCGACAAGAGGACAAGAGCACUGAACAGCAACCAGCAGCAAGCUGAAACAAAUGCAUGCAUUACCUCGCUCGGCAGUGAAUUAUUUCGUUCAUUAACCGAUUCAUUACUAACAAUAUUGCUGAACUUCAAACAUCAUCAAACGAGGAAAAUUUAUUCUUGAGUUGUUAGACUUCGUUUGUUACUUUGCUAAAUGUUUUGCUAUUAUAGGCAGAGUGGUUAGAAAUUAAUAGUAGACAGCUGGACAGACGUUAGAUAGAUUUUUUUUGCAACAGGAUUUAAGCUUUCUUCCUAGGCAACAGCUUAAUCAACUCUCCCAUCAAGCAUUGCACUUUUCUAAAGAUCAGUAAUCAAGAGCUUAAUACGCACAUAAUUCGAAAUUGCAAUGUUUUUUUUAUAUUCUCCUUGUUUUUUUUAUAAAGGAGUAAACAAGUAAUUCAACAUAUAGAAAGGUAAACCGUAGAAAUUAGAAAUCGAAUCAAACUCGCGGAGUCCCGUGCAAUGAAAACAUCAACAUCUUUAUAAAAGAGAAAAAUGUAAUUGGAACUUCACACAAGCCAUCGAAUCUGUAAGACCCUUUAAAACCCGCUCUAGUCAGCGCUCCAAACUUUUACCUUUCCCAUACCGAUAGCUCUGAAUUAUCCACCGUUAGGAAAUGUAAACACAUAAUGCUUUCUUACUGGACGAACUUAAAGUAGGGAGCGAGCAUAAAGAUGAUACAUCGCAUAAAAAUAAA
Topomyia yanbarensis is the source of this 5389-nucleotide messenger RNA. RefSeq names its product clustered mitochondria protein homolog (gene clu). The transcript is spliced from 6 exons. Bases 445 to 4701 code for a protein of 1418 amino acids. Gene Ontology annotation, cellular component: cytoplasm. Lineage: Eukaryota; Metazoa; Arthropoda; Insecta; Diptera; Culicidae. The record is from RefSeq and is a predicted model, not a curated record. Gene Ontology annotation, molecular function: mRNA binding; protein binding. Gene Ontology annotation, biological process: intracellular distribution of mitochondria.